GCACCACAACUACAGAGACCUGAGCAGCAACUACAUGGAGGCCUUGUGGAUGGUCUCCGUCACCUUCUUGUCCAUUGGGUAUGGAGAUGUGGUCCCUCACACCUACUGCGGCCGCAGCAUCUGCCUCCUGACGGGGAUAAUGGGAGCCGGAUGCACAGUCCUGGUUGUGGCUGUGGUUGCCAGGAAGUUGGAGUUAACCAGAGCUGAGAAGCAUGUUCAUAACUUCAUGAUGGACUCCCACAUCUCCAAACGGAUAAAAAUUGCUGCAGCAAAUGUGCUGAGAGAGACUUGGCUUAUCUACAAGCACACUAAGCUGUCAAGAGAACGGGACCACACCAGAGUCCGCAUGCACCAGAGGAAGCUGCUCCUGGCCAUCCACCAGCUGCGCAGAGUGAAGAUGGAGAAGAGGAUACUUGCAGAUCAGGGCAACACACUUGUAGAUCUCUGCAAGAUGCAGAGCCUGAUGUACGACAUCGUUGCGGAGGUGCAGGGCUGCAGGGCGGAGCUGGACUCGCACAUCCACAGCCUGGAGAAGCACGUGGAGGAGCUGAGGGAGGGCUUCAGGAGCCUGAUGCCGCUCCUCUCCAGCACGCUGUCCACGCAGAACUCCUCCAUCAGACACCUGCUCCGGGAGAGGGAGGUGAAGAGCGAGGGCGCGAGCGGAGCGGACAAGUAG
Nematolebias whitei (Rio pearlfish) is the source of this 676-nucleotide messenger RNA. Its product is annotated as small conductance calcium-activated potassium channel protein 3. Gene Ontology annotation, molecular function: small conductance calcium-activated potassium channel activity; calmodulin binding. Gene Ontology annotation, biological process: potassium ion transmembrane transport. NCBI's taxonomy places the organism in Eukaryota, Metazoa, Chordata, Actinopteri, Cyprinodontiformes, Rivulidae. Gene Ontology annotation, cellular component: neuron projection; neuronal cell body; plasma membrane. The record is from RefSeq and is a predicted model, not a curated record.